CCAAAUUGGAGGAGGGAGAGGAAAGGUCACAGAAACCUCGCCGGUUGCCUCCCUCCCUCCCUCUCAUCCACCCACACCCAGCGCCAGCUCCGGUCGCCGCAGUUGGCAAUGUCGGCUGCGGCGGGGGAGACGAAUCGGAAGAAGAGGAACCAGGCAGGAGAAGAAACAUAUCCCCAUCGGCCGGCGGCUCCCCUCCCUUCGAGCCCACCCAAUCUAUCCUCGGCGCCAUCAUCCGCCGCUCCCCAAACCCCAAUCUCGGGUGAGGCGGUGGCGGCGAGGAGAAAGGAGCGGAAGAAGGCUCCUCCACCUACCACGCCUUCCGCUGCCCAAACAUCGAUCCGGAACGCGGAGGUGAGGACGAAGAAGAAGCGGAAGACAAGGGAGCCGCCCGCCGCAACCGGAACACUAUUCUUGGAGCCGGCGGCGCCGAGGUGGAAGGAGCCAAAGCAGCCAUCUGAUGGCGACCAAUUCCACGUUCCAUCCGGGGGAGGAGGAGAGGAAGAAGCUGAUGGCCCCAAGGGCAGGAGUGUGAAGAGUAGCAGCAGCAGCAGCAAGAAGCCCCGCGUCCUGAGCACCCGCGAGAUCAUCAAGAUGAGGAUGGAAUUGAGGAAGCAGCAGCCACUGCCUCAAGGCUUUUUUGACCCAGCGUUUAUGGCUUGCAAUUCCAAUUCCAUCCAGCAGGAUCCCAAUUAUUCUUCACCAUUCGGUGCCUUCUUUGACCAGUUCUGCUACAAACCUAGCCGCCAAGAUGGCAGUUCCCGACCUCCUAGAACGCCUGACUGUCUAGCCAGGCCGAGGCCGCCGCCUCGGGACCAUCUGUCAUCUGGUUCAUCUCACCUGAUGGCAAAGAAGACCUGCAAGAUCAGCAACUCUAAGACAAAGCAGCCAGGAUCACCCUUACUAAAUCAAGAAAAUGCAAAGUUAAAAGACAUGGGAAAGCCUGUGAUGAAAGCAAGGAUCAAGAAGGAAAGAAAGCCACCACCAUUGCUUACCCGUGCUGAGAAGCGGUCAGACAAAUACCGGAGGCUUCCCUUGGACCAGCUGGUUCCUCCACCACGCUCUCCUCAUAAGCUGCUGCAGGAGAAAUACGCUUCUGACCCAUGGAAGGUCGUUGUCAUCUGCAUGCUCCUCAACUUAACACAAGGGAAACAGGUGAGAAGGAAAGUGAAGGGGUUCUUCAAACGAUAUCCUGACCCUCAGACUGCAUUUAAUGCUGAUCCUGAGAAGAUGGCCAAGUAUCUGGCCCCUCUGGGUUUGCAGCGUGUAAAAGCAAACAGAAUCCAGAAAUUCUCUAAGGCAUAUGUCGAAAGCGACUGGACCUACAUUACUGAGCUUUGUGGUGUUGGCAAGUAUGCAGCUGAUGCUUACGCAAUCUUCUGUGCGGGCAAGGCAACAGAGGUGGUACCUGCAGAUCACAAGUUAGUUGAUUACUGGAAGUAUGUUUGCUUUGAGUUGCCCAUGGUUCAGCAAUCUCAGGACAUGCAGGAAGGUGUAGUGACUGAGAUGGAGCAUGCUGCCCCUAAGGUGGAGGAAUUGGCCGUGUGCUGCUAAAUUAUUGGAAAUGGCAAAUAUAGCUGUAGGAGCAUAGGACGGAGCAACCGAGCAAGUGUUUGUUGUUCUCAUUUGAUCCUUUAUGUGCUCCUGGCUCAUGCUUGUCUAUGUUGGAACUUUUGAGAACUAGUUCCAUUUUGUGAUAAGUGUUUACCGAGCAAGUGUUUACUAAGUUGUAAUUAGUAUUGCUUCUGUACUAAAAAUAUAAGUCUUAUAUUUUUAGUUUUUUUUUUGGUAAAGAUUAAAGUCGAGAAAAAAAAUACUAUAAUGCCCAUUACCAAAUGAGCAAUUAAUGUGUGGGUGAGGUAUGUGAGGAUAAAAUUGAAAGAAUUUUGAAUGAGAAGUGGUUAAUUAUAUAAGUAAUAUUGU
Molecule: messenger RNA, 1920 nt
Organism: Oryza brachyantha (malo sina)
Lineage: Eukaryota; Viridiplantae; Streptophyta; Magnoliopsida; Poales; Poaceae
Exons: 4
Coding region: 109-1551 (480 amino acids)
Biological process (GO): base-excision repair
Cellular component (GO): nucleus
Molecular function (GO): DNA binding; catalytic activity
Source: RefSeq, a predicted model, not a curated record